AACUUCCUUUCACCAAUUUUUGUUUGAAACAAAGGAAAAUAAAGUUGAUCUUUCUUUGGUUGAAGAAGAUAAUCUCUGGAAACCAAUGAUGAUGCUUGAUGAUUACAUAGCGAAAUCGAAGCUCAGUGAGAGUUUAACCUCUACGGUUUGGUUAGCGAAGCACAAGUUAACCGGCGAAGAAGCAGUGAUGAAGUGUUUCGACCUCUCGAAGCUCAAUCGCAAUCUCCGAGACUGUUUAAACAACGAACUGGAGUUUCUAUCUUCUGUUGAUCAUCCCAAUAUCAUUCGUCUCCUCCAUGUUUCUCAAGAUGAUGAUUUUCUCGUUAUGGUUUUGGAAUAUUGUGAUGGAGGAACUUUAUCAUCGUAUAUUCAACGUUAUGGUAGAGUUGAAGAAGAUAUCGCCAAGAGAUUUAUGAAGCAAAUUGGAGCUGGUUUGGAAAUUAUUCAUGAUAAUCACAUUAUCCAUAGAGACUUGAAACCUGAGAAUAUUUUAAUUGACGGAUCUGGUGAUGAUUUGGUGUUGAAGAUUGCCGAUUUUAGUCUUGCAAGAAAACUACAUCCGGGCAAGUAUCUUGAAACAGUGUGUGGUUCUCCGUUUUACAUGGCUCCUGAAGUUCUUCAGUUUCAGAGAUACAAUGAAAAGGCUGAUAUGUGGAGUGUAGGAGCAAUCCUUUUCGAGCUACUUCACGGGUAUCCACCAUUCCGUGGUAAUAACAAUGUUCAGGUUCUAAGGAACAUCAAAUCUAGUACAGCUCUUCCAUUCUCUCGGCUUAUUCUUCAACAGAUGCAUCCUGAUUGCAUCGACGUCUGCUCAAGAUUGCUUUCUAUUAACCCAGCUGCCACACUGGGCAUAGAAGAUUUUCCUUUUCUUGGCCGUAUAAAGAACAGUAGGGUUUGGGUCAAGGACACAACAUUUUCUUCAAGACAACAUGGAACAAGGGAAAGAAAAGUGGCUACAAUUAACGGAAGACUUCAAUUUGACCUUUCACAGGAUGCAUACCUCCCACAGAGGCUUCUUGAAAACCUGAUGUAUAUUUACAAUACUAUUGAAAUGGCUCGUGUAACUGGAGUCCCUACCUCCUACCUUAUUUCAAGAGGAGAGAGCAUCAAGGUUCUAUCUCAACUACUUAGGAAAGCUAAACAGAAAACCUGGUUCUUCCAAAUGCUGAGAAGUUGGAACCUGAACAAGGAACUUAUGAAGGUGCAACUGUACGUUGGUGGUUUUAUAUCCCCUACUUACAGUUUUACUUAUUCUUCGAUCACUUCUAAUAUUUUGAUAAACAUCUCCAAUGAUAUAUAUUCACACUGUUAACUUCAAAAUGGUAAAUCAGGUUUUAGAAGCAAGAACUGGUUUCUACGAGCCAAUUGCUACUCUGGAUUUUGCUUCGUUGUACUCGUAAAUCAUGAUAGCAUAUAAUCUAUGGUACUGCAGCUUAGUAUUCCAUCAAACGCUUUUUUUUCUUCUUAUAUUUAUUUUCCAACGUUUGUUGAUGUUAUC
Messenger RNA from Arabidopsis thaliana (thale cress), 1498 nucleotides. RefSeq names its product protein kinase family protein. Gene Ontology annotation, molecular function: ATP binding; nucleic acid binding; protein serine/threonine kinase activity. NCBI's taxonomy places the organism in Eukaryota, Viridiplantae, Streptophyta, Magnoliopsida, Brassicales, Brassicaceae. The transcript has 11 exons. The record is from RefSeq and is marked reviewed. Gene Ontology annotation, cellular component: autophagosome. Bases 86 to 1312 code for a protein of 408 amino acids.